AUGGAGUACACGCUUAGGCACUCGAUGUCCGCGUCGCCGAUCUCCAGUGUGCGGUGGCGCAGGCCGAGGCGGCGACGGCAGCCGCCACCGCGACAAGCAACGACUGGGCCGACCGGUUCGCACGGCAAGCUCACGACCUCGAAGCGAGCCUCGAUGCCUACCGAGACCUUCAGCGCGCUCACGCCGAUGUGCAGCACCAGCUCUCGCGUGAGCUGCAGCAGCGCCACGACGAAGGUCAGAAAAAUGGCGCGAAAAACACGGCGGUGUCUGGACUUGAACUGCGACGCGCCGCCUUUCUUGAUCCAGCCGUCGGGCUACUGCAAAGACCACGACGCCACGCGAGAGCGUGAGAAAGCCGAGAAGCAGCGGCUCGUGGAAGAAGCGCAGCGCCAAAAGCCACCACAUGACGUCGCCGCCGACGCCUUUGCCCUUGGCGGGUUAAAACAGCUCGUGAGCGUCUUGAACACGUUUCAGGACAGCGCUGCGGUCGUGGCCGCGGUUCUCAAGAAGCUUCAUGUGCUCUGCGAAGCCCACGUCGUCCACAAGAACGAGCUUGGCGAUUUGUGUGGGUUCCCGGCGCUUGUCCGCAUUGCGCAGCAUCAGAGCACGCUCGAGGCGACGCAAAUUGCACUCGCUCGAUUGUUUGGCGUCGCAGCUUUCAACCACGACGUCAACCGUAUUCGACUCGUGAGCGAAGGCGCGCUGGACUCGCUACUGCUGGCCAUGGCAGGUUUCCCGCACAGCCUAUCGCUCCAGCAAAGCAGCUGCACGACGCUGACCAACCUGGCGCACAACUGCGAGGGGAACCGCCGCAAGAUCUUAGAGAAGGGCGGUCUCGAGCGUAUUCUCGACGCCAUGCAAGCGUUUCCGAAAGAAGCAUCCUUGCAGGAGAGUGCAUGCUGGGCCCUCAUCUCCCUCGCGGGCUCCGAUUUUAUGUGCGAACACAUUGCUGCGCGUGGCGGCAUCGGCGCGAUUCUGGCGGCGAUGCUCAACUGCCCGAGCAUCGCGUCCGUGCAGUAUUACGGCGUGUGGGCGCUACUGAACCUCGUCUCGGGUGUCGAAACGCUGCAAGACUUUGCGAUCCAAGAGGGGGCUAUCGAGGUGUGUGAAGCCGCCAUGGCAUGCUUCACCGAGCACGCUGGCAUCCAAGACAAGGCGCAGUGCGUCCUGGACAUGCUCACCGACAAUCAAGAGCUGCGCGCUUCCGACGCCGUGCUGCCCGAUAAAUAA
This is a messenger RNA of Saprolegnia parasitica CBS 223.65, 1230 nucleotides long. RefSeq lists its product as hypothetical. The coding region runs from base 1 to 1230 and encodes 409 amino acids. The transcript is spliced from 6 exons. Gene Ontology annotation, molecular function: protein binding. Lineage: Eukaryota; Oomycota; Saprolegniomycetes; Saprolegniales; Saprolegniaceae. The record is from RefSeq and is a predicted model, not a curated record.